Messenger RNA from Selaginella moellendorffii, 1905 nucleotides. RefSeq names its product coiled-coil domain-containing protein 65 homolog. Gene Ontology annotation, cellular component: axonemal dynein complex; axoneme. Bases 71 to 1591 code for a protein of 506 amino acids. The record is from RefSeq and is a predicted model, not a curated record. Lineage: Eukaryota; Viridiplantae; Streptophyta; Lycopodiopsida; Selaginellales; Selaginellaceae. Gene Ontology annotation, biological process: cilium-dependent cell motility; axonemal dynein complex assembly; regulation of cilium movement. The transcript has 15 exons.
UUUGAAUGCCGGUUGGCGCCAUAGCUAGGGCUUUGGGAUUUCUUCGCCAUUCCUUCCGGCAUCCCCAGCCAUGGCCAAGGGAAAGAAGAUGACGCCGGAGGAGAAGAAGCUCAAGGCACAGAUGAUGACUCUCAAGGCUGAAGAAGCACGGAAGAAAAAAGAAGCGGAACAGCGUGCUCGCUUAGUGCAGCUUCAGGAAAGAGAGGAGCGAUAUACGAAAGAUAACACGCGAGAAAUUCAUGCUAAAUGGAGAGAAAUACUUCGACAAGAUAAAACCAAGGAGCUGCGGGAGGAAGUCAUGCAGUGCUCGGAAGAGCACGAUUUUCAGGUUAGGAGGAAAGAUGCACUCAUCUCGUCAUUGUUCAAGGAGCUGGAGGAGUCCGAAGGACAGCAUCUCAUGCUAUUCAGCAAACAUUUGCACAUCGUUGAUGGUCUGAUUGAUUUGCAUUAUUCUCGUUUGAAGGGUAUGGACGAGGAGUUCCAGAAUCGUCUUCAUGAACUUUCCACAGAUUUCAACAAUGAAAAGAUGGAUGUUGUCAGGGCCCAUGACAAGCAGAAAAAGGUAUUGAAUGAUAUGAUGGCUGCAAUGGAAGCGGAAUUCAAAGAGGCUGAAACAGAGAUGCGUCAAGAGUUUGAGGCCAACCGCGAAGAGCUCAAAAACAAGAACAUGGAGGAAUACAACGUCCUGAAAAUUUCACUUGAGAAUGCAAUAGAAGAACUCGAGCGGCGCUUGGAGCAGACACAUCAGUCCUAUCUGUCAAGUACAGAUACAAAGACACAGGCAUUUAAGAGGAUGAUCGAAAAGGACAAGGUUACUGCGAAGCUAAUUGAGCAAAGAAUGAGAAAGCUCAUCCAUAUACAUGAAAGCAUUUCUUACUGGCGGGCAAAGAUAGCCACGAACAGCCGAGAAUGGGAAGGAAUAAACAAGGCACUUCGCGACCAGAAAGAUUCUGUCAACCAGCAUUAUCAAGAACUCAAGAAGAAGCUCUUGAAAAUGAGAAAUUCCGAGCACAUAAAACUCAAGGAAAUAUCGAAAAUGAGCGAGGAAGCGAGACUAGAUCUUACUGGUAAGCUGGAAGUGUCCGACCGCAUCAUCAGGCUUGGAGAUCUUAACUGCAAGCUGGAAACGGAGCAUGAAAGGAUUUUCCCGUUUGAUCCUUUGCAUUGCAGUCGUUCUAUUAUGCCUGACCUCUUGCCAGAAGACGAUGAUACGGCCGAUGACGUUGUUGACACCAAGGUGAAAGGACAAAAGAGAAGCGUCACUAUAACAGAGAAGCCACGAAUUUUGUUUCAUGGCGAAAAGCUGGAGAAACAGGAGGAGGUCUACAGGCCCGCAGCUUAUGCCACCGAUAAAUCUGGGAGCGAAGUCGAAGAGUGGAAUUAUCUCUCCCAGUUUCAACAGCGCUACAACAAGGUCUUGCUCGACAAGAUGGCACUCGAUCUCGAGAAGAAAAGAGUCGCCGCUGAAAACUUCCGCCUCCAGUCCGCUCUCACACAGUAUCUCGACGGCAUCACUGUCAACGACAAUGUUCUCAAAGGACCCAUGAACACGCUACUGAUGGUGUCCUCGAUCGGAAAAGUUCGAGCGUAGCAGCAAAAGUUUUGUCAAAAGUUUUCUCCAUUUUCCCGGGAGUUUGAGGUAGCUACGGUUCCUUCAGAGAUUCUUGCGUCUCGAUCAGACAUCGCUUUCGUUUAGUUCGUUCUACCAUACAGGAAGUAGCUGAUGCAUUUCGACUGGAAUGACAGAUCGCUGGGGUAAACUUUUGUCGCAUCGAGUUUUCUAAGAUUGUGUUCAGUGCACGUUGUUGUACAAGAUUUUCAGCGCAAGCUAGACUGGAUCCAGCAUUAAAAACUCGAAUUUCAUGUAAGUUACUGUGGACGAAGGUUUGGUGAUUUUCCAGCGAC